This is a messenger RNA of Medioppia subpectinata, 1014 nucleotides long. NCBI's taxonomy places the organism in Eukaryota, Metazoa, Arthropoda, Arachnida, Sarcoptiformes, Oppiidae. The record is from the annotation of a GenBank genome assembly.
AUGCCUCGAUCAUUGUUCUCGAGUCCUAUUAAUUCAGACGUCAGUAUUGACAUCAAUGAUGACGAGGAAGACGUGUCUCAGUCACUAAAACGAGAACCACUUUCGUCACCAAAUCUUCAUCCGAGCGAUUCAAUUACUAAACCAUCGAAACUAUCAUUUAGUAUAAACCGGUUAUUGGGAGCCAAUAGUGAUUCAACUAAACACAAUCAAAGCGGCCACACAUCGGAAGGGGAGUCAGAAUCGCCGACAUUCGUGUGUUCUCAACAUUCUUCGGCCGAAAACAAUGCAAUCACAACAUCCUAUCCCUCGUCACAUCACUCUAAAUGCCGGUCCCAUCGCAUGGCUGUCAGUCCGUACGACCAGUUGAUUGGAUCGUCUCCAUUGAUGCCGUCGGCACACAGACCACAGAUCACUACCCCUUAUUCCUCACACUAUCCCUGGUUAGGGCCCACAUCUCAUACUCUUCUCAAAGAUGGUUUGCAAAAGCUGAAGUUGUCAUCAAUAGGCAGUGUUUGUAAUAAUAGCAACAACUCGUCGGCGCCUAAUAAUAGUAAUGUCGGCGUAAGUGUCGGCACGUCUUCGGGUGUAUUGAAUAAGCCUCGAAAGAAGAGAUCGCGCGCCGCCUUCUCUCACUCCCAGGUCUAUGAGUUGGAGCGACGGUUCUCUCAUCAGAGGUAUCUCAGCGGUCCUGAAAGAGCCGAUCUCGCACAGGCUCUCAAACUGACCGAAACGCAAGUGAAAAUUUGGUUUCAAAAUAGAAGAUAUAAAACAAAACGCAAACAAAUGCAACACGAGUUGAUGAUACAGGCGGGCAGUGCAGCCCUACAUAUGCUGCCAUCGCAAACAUCGCCCUCCAGUCCUGGACUCAAUUCAUCGUCGAGUAGUAGGAAAGUGGCGGUUAAAGUGUUGAUGAAAGACGAUCAGCUCAUGUACGGCUCGGAUGACAUUAAUUUCUUAAAGCCAGCUAUAUAUCCCUUCCUAUACCCGCCCUGGAUAUUCGGGUGUUCGCAGUGA